Messenger RNA from Centropristis striata (black sea bass), 2667 nucleotides. RefSeq names its product WD repeat domain 21 (gene wdr21). The coding region runs from base 318 to 1904 and encodes 528 amino acids. The transcript has 13 exons. The record is from RefSeq and is a predicted model, not a curated record. NCBI's taxonomy places the organism in Eukaryota, Metazoa, Chordata, Actinopteri, Perciformes, Serranidae. Gene Ontology annotation, cellular component: Cul4-RING E3 ubiquitin ligase complex. Gene Ontology annotation, molecular function: protein binding.
GACAACAUGGCAGGAACUCAAUGUACAGCAGUUAGCUCAUGAAGUGUGACAAUUGUAACUUUAAGUCAGUCUAUUACGAAAAUAAAGAGUUUCUAUGCAACGGAAAGAGUGUUUAUUAUCAAAUUAAACCGUCUUUAUGUUUACUUAUGCUUAAUGCCCAGCAUUAUUUUUAAAAAAGUGUCGAGAAAGAUGUGUAGUUAGCGUUAGCUCGACAAUGCUAAUGACUUGCUAACUUAGCUAACAAGUAAACAUGCUGCAUGAAACAGCCUUAAACAGCCGGAUACGUAUAGGUUGACCCCUGGACCUACACAGCAGGGAUGAAGAAGUGGAGCUGGAGAGAAGGACAGCGGCCACACCGGCGACAAGGUGCUGGUCAACACCAUGGGUGGUACAGACACAACCGGCAAAGGUCAACACAGGACGAACAGUGGUCUGGAUAUAAUGAUGCAGGGCCGUCAUUUAGAGCACCUCAGAGGAGACAUGACAGCCAGACAGCCUCCUCCUCAUCAUCUGCCUCCUCCUCCUCCUCCUCCUCAUCUUCCUCCUCUACUACCACUAGUGCUGCACCAGAGUUGCCUGGUUUCUAUUUUGACCCAGAGAAAAAUCGUUACUUCCGUGUGUUGCCCGGACACAACAACUGUAACCCACUAACCAGAGAGAAGAUACAGGAGAAAGAACGAGAGAAAGAAAGAAACAAGAUGCUUGUGGAGGAUGAAAAGCCCAGGAAAAAAGCACCGAGAACAGGACUGAACACUUCGCUGCUGCUGCAAAAAAGACAUCUUGGCAUGUUACCUCAGAACUCCUAUUGCAGGCUGAUCCAUGAGCUGAAGGUCAGUGGAAUGAAACGCCACAAACUAGAGAUCCAGAGCACAGACAACAGCAGCCCCAACACUGACAACUUCAGACUCACAGUGGGCGAUUCUGCCUGUGAGCGAGUGUUCACAGUCAACGACGUGUCACACGGCGGCUGCAAGUACGGCAUCAUGAACUUCAGCAGCAGCAGCCGAGGAUCUCUGUCCGUGGAAAUGUGCGACAACCUCUACUUCACAAACCGCAAGGUGAAUUCCGUCUGCUGGGCCUCGGUCAACUACCCGGACUCCCACGUUUUGCUGUGUCUGGUCGGAGCAGCAGACACCCCCGGCUGCGUCAGUUUACUUCCUGCUUCCCUCUUCAGCAACUCCAACCCAGAACAGCCCGGGAUGCUGUGUAGCUUUAAGAUAUCUUCAGCCUGGUCUUGUGCUUGGUGCUUCAACCCCCAGUUUGACAAGACCUUCAGCACCGGCUUGUCUCGCAGGGUGAUAGUGAAAGAUGCAGAGACGGGCCGAACACAGACGUACAGCACCGGCAGCGACGUCUUGGCUCAGCACUUUGCCCGUAGGGUCCCUGUGCUGUUUAAUGGUUGCAGAUCGGGGGAGAUCUUCAGCAUCGACCUGCGGCAGCGAGGGCGCAGGGACCAAAGCUGGAAGGCCAGCCGCUUCCAACAAGAAUCCGCCAUCACCUCUGUACGCGUCCUGCAGGAUGAGAACUACCUGCUUGCUGCUGACAUGCUGGGCCAGAUUAAGAUGUGGGAUGUGCGAGUGACAAAGCCAGUGCAGGAGUACAAAGGGCACAAUAAUGAGCAUGCCUACCUUCCCAUCCACGUCAUUGAGCCUGAGGGGCUUCUGUUGGCAGUCGGUCAGGAUUGCUACACAAGAUUAUGGAGCCUAAAAGACGGCCACCUGCUAAGGACUAUCCCAUCACCGCACCCGGCCGCAAACGACAUGAUCCCCAGUGUGGUCUUCUCCUCCAGGCUGGGCGGCUGUAAAGGGCUCCCCGGCCUGCUCAUGGCCGUCAAACACGACCUUUACUACUUCCCGUACAACACCGACUACCAGGAAGGAGGAGAGCAGCCGGACUGUUUUUAAGAAAUGACUGAAGAUCACCAUCUGCUUUUUUGCCAAAUGUUUGAAUGGACUUAUAUUCAUAAAUAAAAGUCUAAUAGGUAUUUUAUGAGUGAAAGUGUUCAGCCAGUAUGCAGUUAGAUUUCACAAGGCUGUGCUCAUCUUUUGAUUGGGAAGGUGAGCUCACAAGAGUUACAUUGAAGUCUCAGGGAAAUUUUAUUUUUGACCUACUUAUUUGUGCCAAAAGGUAUGGAAGCCCAUUGUGAUUUCCAAUGUGAUUUUAUAAGUCAUAGAAAUAAUGACUGUGUCUCAAAGUAAUGACUUAGUAUUGAAAAAUAAUUUGUUUUGCAAAAUAUUGUGAAACUUGAACAACGUAAUGGUAUUAAAAAAAACUGAUCUGGUUACUGAAAAUUGAUUUGCAUCUCAGUUUCAUGAGUUAGUAUCUUUUGAGGUUAUUUUGAGAUACCAAGUCAUUAUUUUGAGAGGAAAGAGGAAGGAAUGCUACAAUACACGAGUGCAAAUAAUUACAACAGUUAAGAUUUCUGUAACCUUAAAAACAAAUAAGUGCUCUUAUUUAUGACAUGAUUGACCUUUUGAUUCCAUGUAAUUUAGGUUGUGUCUGUUCUGAAUUUGAAAAGUACAAUGAUGCAUUUUUACUGUAAAUCAACACAUUUUCUUAUUGUUGAAUGACAUCAGUGUACACGGUGAUUUAUUGCAUUGUAUUUGUUACUAAAUGAAACACAGAGAGACUGAGUUUCUGCAGUUUAAUACAUACUGUAUGAGCAUA